This is a messenger RNA of Gopherus evgoodei (Goodes thornscrub tortoise), 2926 nucleotides long. It is a transcript of the gene REC114, whose product is annotated as REC114 meiotic recombination protein. The coding region runs from base 1 to 861 and encodes 286 amino acids. The record is from RefSeq and is a predicted model, not a curated record. The transcript has 7 exons. Lineage: Eukaryota; Metazoa; Chordata; Testudines; Testudinidae.
AUGGCGGCUGCGGAGGAGGGCGGUGGUGUGGCGCUGGGUCGGAAGCUUUCAGUCUCUACCUCUGAGCCGGCGGGGACGCUCCCGUGUUUCGUUCCCGAGCAGGCGCGUGGCCCCGGGGCAGCGUCUCCACUCAGUAGCGCCGAGACGUGGCCGCUCAAACGCUAUGGCCGCUUUGUCUCCCCGGGAGACCCACCGUGUGGGGCGCGAGCUUCGGCUUCCUGGAAGGUUUUGGAGUCAAGUGAAGAAUCAGGCCAUCUUAUUCUCACCAUUGUUGUAUCUGGACAUUUCUUCAUUUCCCAAAGACGGGCAGUACAGGAAGGUUUUUCAUUAAUUGAUGCCAACAAAUGGUUGAAGAUAGUAAGAAGAGCAGAUUGUCUGUUGUUUGGUUCAAGGUUAAAAAAUGAAUGCCGCAUGUUUCGUAUUCAGUUUGGUGGAGAUUCAAAAGAGCAGGCGCUGGAACACUGCUAUAAUUGUGUGCAGAAACUUGCAGACUAUGUAACAGUUCAGGUAACAGAUGAGCAAAGCCAGGAGCUGCACCAAGGACAUAGUCAGCUGGCUAACAGUGAAAGUCGAGUGAAGGACUUUGAACAAAACACAUCAAUGCUGCAUGGACCAAGUCACAUUAUAGAUAAGCCUCCAGCCCAGUCAUGCAGAAGCUUUCCAGAGAGACAGAGAUCCGUGACAGAGCUAGCACAGUCUGUGCUGAAGUCAUCAACAUUUGCACUCCCCCUUGCAUAUCAGCAUUCCGUGUGGAGUGCUGAAGAAUUAGGACCUUUUAUUCGCCUAUGUCUCAUGGAUCAGAACUUCCCAGCAUUUGUGGAAGAAGUGGAGAAGGAGUUGAAAAAACUGACAGAAGGUUGAGGAAAUGUUAAUACAUUUCAGAAUGUCUCUACUGGAGGAGAUGAUCUUGGGGAUUUGAGAAGAGUGGCCAAACCAAAUGAGAACACUUCAUGGGAGCCUAUAUUCAGUACACUUAACUGUUGAUGCAUACAUCAUUUUAGGUGCGCACUUAAUGAGUUUAAGAUAAUGUCAUUACAAAUGCUUGGAACUUGACCAAAUGAACACCAGUUUCCUCUGAAAUAAGUCCAUGCACUAUUUUCCAUGCCAAAUUGCAAGUGUUAAGAUUCUGCUGUAACCUCUGGUCAGCCCUCACUAAAUAAAAGGUAGAAAAGUGCAAUGGAUUAUGAAGAGCCACCAAUGGAAAAGGUGGUACUAUAACACAGGCUAUUCUGAAUCCCAGCCUAGUGCAUAUUCUGCUAAGCAAAAAGGGGGUUGUAAACAGAGAAAAAGACUAGUAAAGAGAAGUUUUUUAAAAAUUAAAAGUUUAUCAGCACACAUGUAAAGUUUUGUGGGCUUGUUGAGAGCCACCUUGGGACUAGUUUAGAGUUUUAUACUGCCACCCAUCACUACAGUGAGUAUGCAUCACUGUGCACCACUUUGCUAAGCUUGUUAGAAAUGCACCUAGGGACAAAGUCUCUGUGCAUGCUUUGUAGGCAUUUUUUACAUUCACAUAACCUGGCUGAACCAAAGCAGAUUUUCUCAGAACCCAGGAUAUGCAUUACUCCAUGUCAGAUUGAAAUUUACAAGCCUCGGCUGUUUUGAUAAGGCUGUUUAUUAAAAAAAAAAAAAAAAAUCUUUUUAAUGAAGACUUUCUGUUCUCCAUGGUAUUACUCAGAAAUGGUAGAGCUAUUUUCGCUCCAACUUUGCAAAGAAGUUCACCGUUGGGCUCAGAAAUUUUCAUCCCAAUAGGUGAACAUUUGAAGACCACUGAAUAAUCAAUCUGUUGUACUGCCUCAGCUACAGUAGUUAUUGUUGCAUAAGUUAUGGUACACUGGAACACUGUGGUACCUGUCUGAUACACGAGAAGGAUUCUCCAGUAUUAUAAAAUGAUAGCGAAUUAUGAUAUGGACAUGGUCAUUCCCUGCUGCACCCGCUUCCCCUGAUCACUUGAAAACAUCACAUCCUUAUAGUGAGCGAUAAGUUUCUCACUAGGACAACUUGGGUAGGCUUUUGACAGACAACAUUGUAAGCAACUGGUUGUUACGUUAAAGUCUGUUCACCAGUCUGUCUCUUUCAUAAACCAGUUUCUCCUCCGAAACUGUCACCCUUCCUUAAAGAGAGGAAAAUAUAGUGCAAAGAGCUCAAAUAAGGAUAAAAUAAAAACUCUACUUUUCCUAAACACUGUACACACAUUAACUAAUGAAUCCUACCACCAGCAUGGAAGGCAGAUAACUUAGCUCCUUUCAACUUGGAUUUUAACCCAAUGGACACAGCUAGACUAAAAUCUCCAUAACAUUCCUUAAUUACAUUACGUAACCUCAAUUACAUAAAACACACUGUUAAAAACAUUACUGAUGCUUUCAGCAGAGACCAGGAUGCAAAACUUGUAUUACGAGACCAGAGAGUCUUAUUUAAAUAUCAAACAACAGAUGAAUGACUAUAAGAACAAUGAAAUCAUUGUCUCCCUAUGAUCAUCUGAAGUCAAAAUUAAAAUCUCUUUAAUGUGACAUGAAAACCUAUCCCUGAAUAUUGCUCAAUCCAACAGAGCUUGCCAGAUUUAGGCGGACACAUUAAGAGGGACUCGGGGGGGAGGGGGAGGUUCAGUUUAUUCUCCUAUGCUGUAUGACUAAGUGUCAGAUCUAAGGGCUAUAGCAGGGAAGAGAGAUGGAACCAUGGAACCACUACCAGUUUUACAAUAAACAUUUCAAAGAUUCAGUAGUAACUGUCCAACUAUAGCAUGAGGAGUCAGGGACAAGCAAAGCUAGGAAUUAAUGUACAGAUUCUGCAGAGCUACUGUGAAGGGCCUAAUAUUUGGAGAGAGAACAGCUGCUGAAAUGAGAACUUUUCAGAACUCUUCAUGGACUAUGGUGCUUAUUUUCUCUCAAUGACCUGGUUCCAUAAGUUUUACAAGUGGCUCUGAGAACAC